Folsomia candida is the source of this 3246-nucleotide messenger RNA. RefSeq names its product endoplasmic reticulum mannosyl-oligosaccharide 1,2-alpha-mannosidase (gene alpha-Man-Ib). The record is from RefSeq and is a predicted model, not a curated record. Gene Ontology annotation, biological process: carbohydrate metabolic process; N-glycan processing. Bases 632 to 2611 code for a protein of 659 amino acids. Gene Ontology annotation, molecular function: mannosyl-oligosaccharide 1,2-alpha-mannosidase activity; calcium ion binding. NCBI's taxonomy places the organism in Eukaryota, Metazoa, Arthropoda, Collembola, Entomobryomorpha, Isotomidae. The transcript is spliced from 13 exons. Gene Ontology annotation, cellular component: membrane; endoplasmic reticulum.
ACAAUAAUACAAAAUAACGAAUUAAAAAUAGUUAAUUUUUUUUGAUAAGACAUCAGUGAAAAAUGUAAUCCGAGCAAUUAUUAGUAAUUAAUUAGCACACUUUAUAUCAAAUAAGCAUUAGAUCCCAAAGUUUAUUAUCAUCAAGACAUUUUUUAAUCAUAUAAUUUUUCCGAACCAUUUAAUUUUUUAGUUCGCUCUUUACUAAAAUCUGAAAUUUUAUUUUAGAAAUAACAUUUUUGCAAUCGUUCCUCAAGAAAUUGACCAAUAUACAAUCCUCUGUAAUUCGCAUAAAGUUAAAGAAUGCAGAAAAUCAGGCAAAUUUCUCCAGAAUUUUGUAUUUAUAAUUUUACAUCUGCUGCUUAUCGACUCUGAUGAAGCUAAACAAAUAUACAGUACAAAGUAAAUGGGGUUAGGUUGAGUUGAGCAGCAUGGUAGAGAAGAUAAGAAGGCAGGCGAACUCUUCAUUAUAUUACUAUUAUGCGUCCCAUUCAUUGCGCUACUAAAUGCACCGCACGGAUGGCUUAGCAUGUAAGCUGCGAUAAAUAAAUAGGAAGCAGUGCAUAAUCAACAGUUAUUACUAUUUAUUUGGGAGUAGCACGAGUAGUUUGUUGUAAGUAAAGUUAAAGGCAAAAUGGAUCAGUUAAAGACUAAGGAAGCGCAUCAUCAACACAUAUCCGUCUACGUCCCAGCAGCCGCGGACUAUCACGUUGUCAGUAGUCAAAUCAAGUUCUCAGCGAUAGGAGCAAGAAGGUGGUGGAAUAGAUUGUCCAGACUGCAGAAGAGCGUCUUGCUCAUGACACUCUGCAUCCUUUUGGGAUUCUCCUUCCUCAUCGCGCUGACAUGGACGUCGCCCGCGACAGCGUCCGAAUUUCAUCAGCAUCAGCCAAUCCCGAACCAUAAUUUUAAUACCAAUAGCAAUGAAGACUAUGCAAUAAGAAGGCCCGAAGUGCAGGUGGUAAGAAGACCGGCAGCAGCCGAUGUACCACCGCGCCGAGGGCGACAAGACAAGCCGACACUGUGGGGGGAGUUACCGAAUAAGUCUAAUUUAGAAUUGCCUACCGUCCCAAGAGUGUUAAAGCCUGAUUUAGAACCUGCAGUCACUGAGAGGAGUAAACCAAAGGUCAAUAAGCAACUCGCUGAGAAUAUACGAAGUAUCAUCUCCUUAGAUCCAGUUGUUGCUUUAGACCCUCAAAAAUCGUUGUCUGUGAUAGAUGUAAAUAAACCUGAAGAUGGGAAAAAGAUUGAAUUUGAAGGUCCUCAAACUCCAAGACAGAAAGCUGUCGUUGAAGCAUUUUUGCACGCGUGGAAUGGAUACCGGAAGUAUGCAUGGGGCCAGGACCAUCUUAAACCAAUAUCUGGAGGGGGUCAAGACUGGUUCAGUUUGGGUCUCACGUUAAUUGAUUCGCUUGAUACCAUGUACAUAAUGAACCUACAAAACGAAUUUAAAGAAGCUCGUGACUGGGUGGAAAGCUCUCUCUCUUAUGAAGUUCCACAAAAUGUGAACCUCUUUGAAACUACAAUUCGUGUUUUGGGGGGUUUAUUAAGUGCGUAUCAUUUAUCGGGCGACCCAAUGUUUCUGAAAAAAUCUCAAGACCUAGGGUCCAUCUUAGUUGUCGGGUUCAAAAGUCCUUCAGGCAUACCUUAUUCGGAUAUAAACCUGAGAUCUAAAUCAGCUCAUGGCCCAGCCUGGAAUCCGGAUAGCACAACCUCCGAAGUGUCCACAGUUCAGUUGGAGUUUAGAGACUUGUCACGUAUAACGAAUAUUCCUAUAUUUGAGGAGAGUGCGAUGAACGUUUCAAAACAUAUCCAUAAUUUGCAUAAACUUCAAGGCCUAGUUCCGAUUCACAUAACUCCAAGCACCGGGAAUUUUCGCUCAACUGCUGUAAUCACUCUUGGUGCUCGGGGUGAUAGUUACUACGAGUAUUUGCUCAAGCAGUGGAUUCAAACCGGAAAGACGAUUGACUUUUUGCGCGACGAUUAUCUGGCUGCUGUUGAGGGAAUGAAGAAUUUACUUCUACAAAGGACUAAAAUUUCCAAUCUUACAUUCAUUGGUGAACUGGAAAAUGGCAAGAUUUUUAAACCUAAAAUGGAUCAUUUGGUGUGUUAUCUUCCAGGGACUCUAGCACUAGGCGUCGCUCACGGUCUUCCAAAUUGGCACAUGGAUUUUGCCAAAGAACUUUUAUACACUUGCUAUCAGACAUAUAAAAGACAGCCAACCGGAUUGGCCCCUGAAAUUACAUUCUUCCAAACCGAAAAUGACUCCGAAGCAGAUUUCUUCGUAAAGAAUAACGACGCUCAUAAUCUUCUUCGACCUGAAACCGUUGAAAGCUUAUGGUAUUUGUACCAAAUCACUGGAGACACGAAAUAUCAGGACUGGGGAUGGGAAAUUUUCCAAUCAUUCUUAAAAUAUACCAGAGUACAACAUGGGUUUACGUCAAUUGGUUCCGUUCUCCACCCAGAAAAUACUCGGCCCCGAGACAUGAUGGAAAGUUUCUUUUUAGGAGAGACGCUGAAAUACUUCUACCUGUUGUUUAGUGAUAAGCCAAUAUUCGAUUUGAAUUCGUGGAUUUUCAAUACCGAAGCCCAUCCAUUACCGAGUCGAGAUCACUAAAUGACAAGAUUAACUCUCCCCCCUAUGUAUAUGUUGGAAAGUUUGUUUAGCGACUAUUUGUGCUGAAGUCGAUUCUAGUCCUUCAACAAUUUGUGACACUGACAAUGCAGCCUAAAAUGAAGAACCCCCUUUGACAUAAUAAUAUUGCAAAUAUACUUCUCAGCGGAAAUAAGAUAAAAGUAAUCAUUUGCUAAUGUUAUAGCUCUCCCAUAAUAUGAAUUUGUUGCACAACUAGUCGCUAAUAAUUCUAUGCCUGUGAGGUUAAUUAUCCGUCUCAUUGUAUCAGUCCAUUGGUAUGUAUAUAAGUAUGAAUGUUGGUCAUUUAUUACUCUAGAGAUACAUGUACGAAACUUUGCAUGUAUGUAAGAUAAUUGAAGGUACGAAUACUCCAGGCUAAAACCAUUACUACAUAGCGUGGUUGGUAACCAAAUAAUGUGAGAAUUCCAGAAAACUACUCUAUGCAUUGUUACAUAUAUCAAGAGAAAGACAGUCAACUUUAUUUUGACAAUUUUCACUUCUACAUGCAAUCAAUUUUCUAAAUAUGUUAGCUUUGUUUUGUCUCAUUGAUUAGUCUCAAGUAAAUAAGGCAAAAGACGUUAAUAAUUUAAUAAACGAUGGCAAUGUCACAAAGUCAA